Molecule: messenger RNA, 453 nt
Organism: Humulus lupulus (European hop)
Lineage: Eukaryota; Viridiplantae; Streptophyta; Magnoliopsida; Rosales; Cannabaceae
Exons: 1
Coding region: 1-453 (150 amino acids)
Source: RefSeq, a predicted model, not a curated record
AUGUGUGCUCAAGUUGGUGUGAAAUGGGAUCCUUCAGAGCCUUUGUUGCAGCCCAUGCAUAUACUUAAUAGAUCCUCCAUCACUCGCUUCAAGGUCACUAACACUGCAAGGGAAAGCUCAUCUUCUCAAACUCAGGCUAGGCCACCGCCAUCAACCAAAAAUAUGACCUUGGCAGACCAUAUGACACUUGUGGAGGAAUCUCCGUACACUACCUCUCAAGAGUUACACGCUCAUCGUAUUGAAUUUCAAGCACACCAGCAGCGCAUGAUUGAGUGUGCCAGCUACCAAGAUGUCUAUUUCAAGAUGAAUGCCAUACACCUUGGUAUGGAUAUGGCGAAUUAUCCACCUGCACCACAUUGGAUUCAACCGUAUCCACCACCUAUUCCCAUGAUGUACGAUGACGAGAAUGAGGAGGAAGCUGAAGAUGAUCAAGCAGAUAUGGCUGAUGAAUGA